Alternaria rosae is the source of this 1141-nucleotide messenger RNA. Its product is annotated as glycosylphosphatidylinositol anchor biosynthesis protein 11. The transcript has 3 exons. Gene Ontology annotation, cellular component: endoplasmic reticulum membrane. NCBI's taxonomy places the organism in Eukaryota, Fungi, Ascomycota, Dothideomycetes, Pleosporales, Pleosporaceae. The coding region runs from base 142 to 888 and encodes 248 amino acids. Gene Ontology annotation, biological process: GPI anchor biosynthetic process. The record is from RefSeq and is a predicted model, not a curated record.
ACCCGCGACCACAGCACACCAAUAGGCCAGGCGCCACUUCCGCUCCUUUUGACGCCGCUCAUAUUACGUCGCCUUGUCAAUUAAUAGCUCUACCACUUUGUCCUCAGCGCGCACCAGCAUUCCUCCACCUCAUUCGUAAACAUGGCCAGCACAACUGUCAUCAACGCCAACGCGACGUCAAAGGUUCAACCCUCCACGGCGCCGCCAAUUGAGCCAUUGAAGAACGACACUGCACGGCUUUACACGCAUAUCCACCCGAUACUCGUUCUCUCGGUCUACGCCUUCAAGUUUCCUGCCCUAGUUGCGGACCCGGUGCCGACGCUCCUUUCCACUCUUGCGCCGCUCGCCGUGCUGCAAAUAGCCUUUGUAGCAGUAUGCCUUCCGCCAACAGGAGGCACCCCUUCUUUAAAGAACAAGAAGCCUGGAGAGAAGAAAGGGAAGGCACCUGGCAAGCUGGAGCAGGGGCUCAACUCGAAGAUUGUCCCGGCAUUCUUGUCCCUCCUACUCACUACGCUCGCCGCAACACCGCUCCUCACGGCGACCCUCGUUCUCUUUGGCGCGCCUGCCACAACGCAUCACAUGCAUACCCUCCUCGCUGGGGCCCACAUCGCGUUGCUUAGCACACUCCCUCUGGUAUAUGUACACGGUGUAGACGGCGAGACUUGGAGGCAGAUCAUCGCGCUACUUCUGCCGAUGGAUGAAGUCUACGGAGGGCUGAUUGGUACCGUGCUCGGUGCAUGGCUGGGUGCUGUACCUAUCCCCUUGGAUUGGGACCGCGAAUGGCAGAAGUGGCCCGUCACGAUCGUUACCGGCGCUUACAUUGGAUAUGCAGUUGGCAAACUGCUCGGUGGCACACUGUUGAAGGGGAAGAAGAUCAUGUUUGACUAGAAGAUCAUAUGUGACUAGAUGAUCAUGUCUGACUAGGAGGUCAUGGUUCAGAUUGGAGUCUGUGUUUUCCUGAAGAGAUUGUACGGUUUCUUGUCAUGAUGUGUGGACAAUGGACAACGGAGAGUUGUGAGUGAGGCGCUCCAUCCAUUUCCAGAGACUGAGGAGCGAGCGACCAUAGCCCGCUACCUUUUGCGACGAUAUAAUACGAUCAGCUCGCCUGCACACUCCAAAUCGAAUUUUGACAGGCUUACAC